AUGCAUAGUACAGAUCAAAGUGGACCCUAUCGAGAUUCAAUUACGUGUAUUUGUUCGGAUAUUUGUAGUCAACGUUUAUCAUUGUUUAUUUUAUGUCCAAAUGGACGAACGAAUAGUGGAUCGAAUUGUGAUCAAUGGAUUCCUAAUGUUUAUUCACCAGAUGAAAUCAUUUUCAAUCGAACGAUCAAUCAUUAUCGAUUUGUUGGACAAUUGAUGGUUCGAGAACAAAUCAUCAGUGAAGAUAUUGAAGCAAUUGAUCAACAAAGUUUUACAAUGAUUAAUCAAAUGGAACAAUUGUUAGAAAAUAAUGAUCAAACAGAUGAAAUUCAGGAUUUACUCAGUAGUAUUUUAGAUCAAUUACGAUUUGAAGUUGUCAGUUCAAAUGGAACAACAUUUGAACUUAUUCCCAAUGGUCAACAAAUUCCCGUUACGAUGUCAAAUCUGAAAGAAUAUUGUGAAAGAUAUCGAAACUAUCGUCUUAAUGAAUUUCAUCGACAAAUCGAAUUUAUCCGACAAGGUUUAUACAGUAUUAUUCCAGGAUACUAUUUGAAUUUAUUCACUGCUAAUGAAUUGGAAGAAGCCGUUUGUGGAAAAGGAGAAAUUGAUAUCGAAUUAUUGAAACGUCAUACGAACUAUAAUUCUUCUUAUAGUCAAGAUUCGGUAGUUAUCGAAAGAUUUUGGACCGUUCUCGGUCAAAUGUUUACGGAAGAACAGAAAAAAAUUAUUCUUGAUAUCCUUUUUCCAUCAAAUUCAUUUCAUGUAACCAAUGGUCCCAUCGAUGGAGCACUACCAAGAUCUCAUACAUGUAGUUUUGCUCUGGAUUUACCAGAAUAUUCGUCGACGGAUGUUAUGUAUGAUCGAUUGAAUUAUGCGAUUACGUAUUGUUCAAGUAUUGAUGGAGAUGGAAACAUGAACGAAAUGCCGGAUCCAGUAAGUUUUGCCGACGAUGAUUGA
Molecule: messenger RNA, 954 nt
Organism: Adineta ricciae
Lineage: Eukaryota; Metazoa; Rotifera; Eurotatoria; Adinetida; Adinetidae
Source: the annotation of a GenBank genome assembly